This is a messenger RNA of Nematolebias whitei (Rio pearlfish), 2320 nucleotides long. RefSeq names its product aldehyde dehydrogenase 4 family, member A1 (gene aldh4a1). Gene Ontology annotation, molecular function: L-glutamate gamma-semialdehyde dehydrogenase (NAD+) activity. The coding region runs from base 109 to 1779 and encodes 556 amino acids. Lineage: Eukaryota; Metazoa; Chordata; Actinopteri; Cyprinodontiformes; Rivulidae. The record is from RefSeq and is a predicted model, not a curated record. The transcript has 15 exons.
UUCCUCGAAUGUUGAUCAAAUCAGAUCAAUGAUCAGUUGUCUGGACUGUUGGAAGCUCAGUCGGACAAUUGUCUUCUGCAGCGCGACCUAUCGGCUCCAGACAGGAACAUGCUCCGUGUGAGAGGGGCCGUGACCCGGUCAUGGAGGGGGUUUAAGACGUUCUUCUGUGCAGCAGUGGAGGUGAACAACGAACCCAUCCUGAGUUUUACAGAGGGAAGUCCAGAGCGAGCGGAGCUCCAGAAGGUUCUGGAGAGUCUGAAGGGACAGACUGAGCAAAUCCCGUGUGUGGUGGGAGAUGAACACGUGUGGACCAAAGACAUCAGAUAUCAGCUGUCUCCCUUCAAUCAUUCUCACAAGGUGGCAAAGUUCUGCUAUGCUGACAAGGACCUCAUCAAUAAGGCCAUCCAGGCUUCAGUGGCAGCCAGGAAAGAGUGGGACCUGAAGCCCGUCCAGGACCGGGCCCAGGUCUUCUUCAAGGCUGCUGAUGUCAUCAGUGGACCCAAACGAGCAGAGAUCUUGGCCAAGACCAUGAUUGGACAGGGUAAAACGGUGGUUCAGGCAGAGAUUGACGCCGCCGCAGAGCUCAUCGACUUCUGGAGAUUUAAUGCCAAACACGCCCUGGAGCUGGAGACACAGCAACCGAUCAGCACGAAGGAAAGCACCAACACCUCGCUGUACCGAGGGUUGGAGGGCUUCGUAGCGGCCGUGUCUCCGUUUAACUUCACUGCCAUCGGGGGGAACCUGGCAGGAACUCCGGCUCUCAUGGGUAACGUGGUUCUGUGGAAGCCCAGCGACACGGCCCUUUCUGCCAGCUACGUGGUCUACAGAGUUCUCCGUGAAUGCGGUCUGCCUCCCAACAUCAUCCAGUUCCUGCCGGCCGACGGUCCCGUGUUCGGGGACGCCGUCACCUCCUCUCCACACCUGGCGGGCAUCAACUUCACCGGCAGUGUGCCGACGUUCAAGCGUCUGUGGAAGCAGGUGGCCCAGAACCUGGACGUCUACAGGACGUUCCCUCGGUUGGCCGGAGAGUGCGGAGGGAAGAACUUUCACUUCGUGCACACGUCGGCAGACAUCCGGAGCGUGGUGAUGGGGACGAUCCGCUCCGCCUUUGAGUACGGAGGACAGAAGUGCUCGGCGUGCUCCAGGAUGUACGUCCCCGACUCCACCUGGCCUCAGAUCAGACAGCAGCUGCUGGACGUCCUCAGAGACAUCAGAGUGGGAGACCCCGUGGAGGACUUCAGCACCUUCUUCUCUGCCGUCAUAGAUGAUAAGUCCUUCGCUCGGAUCAAGAGGUGGUUGGACCACGCCAAGUCCUCCCCGAACCUCGCCGUCAUCGCCGGAGGACACUGCGACGAUCAGAAAGGUUACUUUGUGGAGCCGACCAUCAUCGAGACCAAAGACCCGCAGGACCCCAUCAUGAACGAGGAGAUCUUUGGGCCAGUUCUGGCUGUUUACGUUUAUCCUGAGAAGAGCUAUCAGGAGGUUCUGCAGCUGAUUGACAGAACGUCCCCGUAUGCGCUGACAGGAGCCGUGUACGCCCACGACACGAAGGUGAUUGACGAAGCCUCCAGGGUUCUGAGGAACGCGGCAGGGAACUACUACGUGAACGAUAAAUCCACCGGUUCCAUCGUGGCCCAGCAGCCGUUCGGAGGCGCCAGAGCUUCAGGCACAAACGACAAACCUGGUGGUCCUCACUACGUCCUCAGGUGGACGUCUCCUCAGGUGGUGAAGCAGACUCAGGCCCCCCUCACAGACUGGAAGUACCCCUACAUGUGCUGAGACCACAAGAACUGGACCUCCACUGGACCUCCUGUCCAUCACUCUGUCCUGCUUCCUCCUAACCUUCGUCCAUCAGACGAGCCUAUGAGACGUUUGGAAUGUCGCCGUCUCUUCUUCUGUCUGUCCAUCACUCUGUACAUCUUCCCUCUGUCCUCCAUAUUUUGUCUCCGUCCAUCAACGGGGGCUGGACUUCAGAAGAUAGAAACAAUCUUGUCUCUGUCUGUCCAUCUCGCCACUGAACUGGACCCGAGUGUCCAUCAGACAAAGCAGGAAGAUGUCCUCCGUCCUCAGCUCCAUGGUGACCGUCCAUCGCCUCCUGACAGGAAGUGACAGUCCACCACUUCCUGUCAGAUUAAAGCUAAAACAUGGAAUCAGUAGGUCAACAGUUGUCGACAGAAAAAGAUUAGAAACAGUAACUGAUGGUUUAAACAAGAUCAGAGGAACAGGUGGAUGGAGGAUGUUCUCUGGUUCUUGUUCUCUGUGUUCUCCUUGUUCUCACCUCAGCUACACUGUAAAUUCAGUUUUCAACAAUAAAGAUGAA